This is a messenger RNA of Oryctolagus cuniculus (rabbit), 12772 nucleotides long. The record is from RefSeq and is a predicted model, not a curated record. NCBI's taxonomy places the organism in Eukaryota, Metazoa, Chordata, Mammalia, Lagomorpha, Leporidae.
GAGGUAACUUUAUAUUUCCUGAGUUUCACACCAAAAUCCUAUGGUUUAUCGGAGUGAAGGCACACAUGCCUUUUGUCAAUGGGAAUUGGAUUAACUUGGUGUUGCUGUGGGUGGUUGGAGAUGGUUGCAAGGGAUGCUUUUGCAGCUUCAGUUCUACCGUGGGCUUCCUGUGCUGAGGGAGUUGUUUGAAUCGCUGUGUUUUGUUCACUGGAUAUAAUCAUGAACAUGAUGAGGAGAUCUCAGGGUGGAGGACGGCCUUGUUGCAUUAGAUCCAGACACACUUCCUUGCAGGACUUACAGCUUUUCCGGUUUACCUGGAAGAUAUCUGGGGACAGGCAGAGGAAGUAGAGAAGAAGCUACAUAGAUAAAAUAAAAUUGCAAAGCCCUCGGAGACUGGAAAGAGUUGUUUCAUCCAUUCUCUGCUUCCAGACCAAAAGGCGUUUCCACCCGCUAUACCGCUGGUCCAUCUGAUGAAUGUUGCUUCCUGUCAUAGAUUACAUUACUGAUAGAGUGCUGGAUUUCAAACUUGAUAGAAAGGCUGUCUAUGCAAUUAAAAAAAAAAAAGAAUUUAAAAGGCACUGAGAAGAAUUCCGAAACAGAACCUGUCCAUAGCAUACUAUGAAUGCAAGAAUUUGAGGGAUUCACUCCAUAGUUACUCACUCUCAGUAUUUAAAAAAUAAGAAAAGUUUUUUCCUGAUUUCUUACCUGUUGAUCUGUGUGCACAUUUACCAUAUAACAAAAAGGUAGUUCCCUAGAUUUUAAGAGGAGUGAUUUUGAGUAUAUGCCCAGUAAUGUAAGAAAAUGUUUCUCCUCCUGUCCCCAUUGUUAAAAGACCUCAUAGGCCUUGUCAUUUGUUUUGUGAUGUAUAUUAUAAAAAUCAAACUCACCACCACCUGUUAAAAAUUGAGGAUGUAAGUUUUUAAAACAGCAUUCUCUGCAUUUCUGUAUUGUAGUUUUGAGAAAGAUACAUAGGAUAAGUUAUUCCUUUUUUUUUUUUUUCUUAGAAGGGUAAAGCCCACUGGCUUUGAGAUGCAGAAGUGUGUUCAGUGUUGAACAUAAGUUACUUCUACUGGCUGAUGUAUUUGAGCAGUACUAGAUGUUUAACUUAGAGUUCAUGCUCGGGUUGGAUGCUUUCAGUGAGGAAACAGGCACAGAGAGGUGCAGUGACAUGGUACACCUACAGCUUGAGCCUCAGGAUGAGAACUGUUGAAUGUUUUCUUCCAAUAAAAACAGGACAGCAGAACACACAUACCAAAGUCAGUACUGAACGCAACAAGGAAUGUCUGAUCAAUAUUUCCAAGUACAAGUUUUCUUUGGUUAUUAGUGGCCUCACUACUAUCUUAAAGAAUGUUAAUAAUAUGAGAAUAUUUGGAGAAGCUGCUGAAAAAAAUUUGUAUCUUUCUCAGUUGAUUAUAUUGGAUACACUGGAAAAAUGUCUUGCUGGGCAACCAAAGGAUACAAUGAGAUUAGAUGAGACGAUGCUGGUUAAACAGUUGCUGCCAGAAAUCUGCCAUUUUCUUCACACCUGUCGUGAAGGAAACCAGCAUGCAGCUGAACUUCGGAAUUCUGCCUCUGGGGUUUUAUUUUCUCUCAGCUGCAACAACUUCAAUGCAGUCUUUAGUCGAAUUUCAACCAGGUUACAAGAAUUGACUGUUUGUUCAGAAGACAAUGUUGAUGUUCAUGAUAUAGAAUUGUUACAAUAUAUCAAUGUGGAUUGUGCAAAAUUAAAACGACUUCUGAAGGAAACAGCAUUUAAAUUUAAAGCUUUAAAGAAAGUUGCACAGUUAGCUGUUAUAAAUAGCUUGGAAAAGGCAUUUUGGAAUUGGGUAGAAAAUUAUCCAGAUGAAUUUACAAAGCUGUACCAGAUUCCACAGACUGAUAUGGCUGAGUGCGCAGAAAAGCUGUUUGACUUGGUGGAUGGCUUUGCUGAAAGCACCAAACGUAAAGCCGCAGUUUGGCCAUUACAAAUCAUUCUUCUUAUCUUGUGUCCAGAAAUAAUCCAGGAUAUAUCCAAGGAUGUGGUUGAUGAAAACAACAUGAAUAAGAAAUUGUUUCUGGACAGUUUACGAAAAGCACUUGCUGGCCACGGAGGAAGCAGGCAGCUAACAGAAAGUGCUGCCAUUGCCUGUGUCAAACUGUGUAAAGCAAGUACUUAUAUCAACUGGGAAGAUAACUCUGUCAUUUUCCUACUGGUCCAGUCCAUGGUGGUUGAUCUUAAGAACUUGCUUUUUAAUCCAAGUAAACCGUUCUCCAGAGGCAGUCAGCCUGCGGAUGUGGAUCUGAUGAUUGACUGCCUUGUUUCUUGCUUUCGUAUAAGCCCUCACAACAACCAACACUUUAAGAUCUGCCUGGCUCAGAAUUCACCUUCUACAUUUCACUAUGUGCUGGUAAAUUCACUGCAUCGAAUCAUCACCAAUUCUGCACUGGAUUGGUGGCCUAAGAUUGAUGCUGUGUAUUGCCACUCAGUUGAACUUCGAAAUAUGUUUGGUGAAACCCUUCAUAAAGCACUUCAGGGCUGCGGAGCACACCCAGCAAUACGAAUGGCACCGAGUCUUACUUUUAAAGAAAAAGUAACAAGCCUUAAAUUUAAAGAAAAACCUACAGACCUGGAGACAAGAAGCUAUAAAUAUCUGCUCUUGUCUAUGGUGAAACUGAUUCAUGCGGAUCCAAAGCUCUUGCUUUGUAAUCCAAGGAAACAGGGGCCUGAGACCCAAGGCAGUACGGCAGAAUUAAUUACAGGACUAGUGCAACUGGUCCCUCAGUCACACAUGCCAGAGAUUGCUCAGGAAGCGAUGGAGGCUCUGUUGGUUCUUCAUCAGUUAGAUAGCAUUGAUUUGUGGAAUCCCGAUGCUCCUGUGGAAACUUUUUGGGAGAUUAGCUCACAGAUGCUUUUUUACAUCUGCAAGAAAUUAACUAGUCAUCAGAUGCUUAGUAGCACAGAAAUUCUCAAGUGGUUGCGGGAAAUUCUGAUCUGCAGGAAUAAAUUUCUUCUUAAAAAUAAGCAGGCAGAUAGAAGUUCCUGUCACUUUCUUUACCUAUAUGGGGUAGGAUGUGAUGUGCCUUCUAGUGGGAAUACCAGUCAGAUGUCCAUGGAUCACGAAGAGCUGCUGCGGUCCUGUGCUCCGGGAGCCUCUCUCCGGAAGGGGAGAGGAAACUCCUCUGUGGAUGGUGCUGCAGGUUGCAGUGGAACCCCACCCAUAUGCCGACAAGCCCAGACCAAACUGGAAGUGGCUCUGUACAUGUUUCUGUGGAGCCCAGACACUGAAGCUGUCCUGGUUGCCAUGUCCUGUUUCCGCCACCUCUGCGAGGAAGCAGAUAUCCGGUGUAGGGUAGAUGAAGUGUCGGUGCACAACUUCUUGCCCAACUAUAACACGUUCAUGGAGUUCGCCUCUGUCAGCAAUAUGAUGUCAACAGGAAGAGCAGCACUUCAGAAAAGAGUGAUGGCACUGCUACGGCGCAUCGAGCAUCCCACUCCAGGGAACACAGAGGCUUGGGAAGAUACACAUGCAAAAUGGGAGCAAGCUACAAAAUUAAUCCUUAACUAUCCAAAAGCCAAAAUGGAAGAUGGCCAGGCUGCCGAGAGCCUUCACAAGACCAUUGUUAAGAGGCGAAUGUCCCAUGUGAGUGGAGGAGGAUCCAUAGAUUUGUCUGACACAGACUCCCUGCAGGAGUGGAUCAACAUGACUGGCUUCCUUUGUGCUCUUGGGGGUGUGUGCCUGCAGCAGAGGAGCAAUUCCGGCCUGGCGACCUAUAGCCCACCCAUGGGCCCCGUCAGUGAACGAAAGGGUUCCAUGAUUUCAGUGAUGUCUUCAGAUGGAAAUGCAGACACACCUGUUAGCAAAUUUAUGGACAGGCUGCUCUCCUUGAUGGUGUGUAACCAUGAGAAAGUGGGACUUCAGAUACGGACCAACGUUAAGGAUCUAGUGGGUCUAGAGUUGAGUCCUGCUCUUUAUCCAAUGCUGUUUAACAAAUUGAAGAACACCAUCAGCAAGUUUUUUGAUUCCCAAGGACAGGUUUUAUUGACUGACACCAAUACUCAGUUUGUAGAGCAAACCAUAGCUAUAAUGAAGAACUUACUAGAUAAUCAUACCGAAGGCAGCUCUGAACAUCUGGGGCAAGCUAGCAUUGAAACGAUGAUGUUAAAUCUGGUCAGAUAUGUUCGUGUGCUUGGAAAUAUGGUCCAUGCAAUUCAAAUAAAAACAAAGCUUUGUCAGUUAGUUGAAGUCAUGAUGGCAAGAAGAGAUGACCUCUCAUUUUGUCAAGAGAUGAAAUUUAGGAAUAAGAUGGUAGAAUACCUGACAGACUGGGUUAUGGGAACAUCAAACCAAGCAGCAGAUGAUGAUGUAAAAUGUCUUACAAGAGAUUUGGACCAGGCAAGCAUGGAAGCAGUAGUUUCACUCCUGGCUGGUCUUCCGCUGCAGCCUGAGGAAGGAGAUGGUGUGGAACUGAUGGAAGCCAAAUCACAGUUAUUUCUUAAGUACUUCACGUUAUUUAUGAACCUUCUGAAUGACUGUAGUGAAGUUGAAGAUGAAAAUGCACAGACAGGUGGCAGGAAGCGUGGCAUGUCUCGGAGGCUGGCAUCACUGAGGCACUGUACAGUUCUUGCGAUGUCGAACUUGCUCAAUGCUAAUGUGGACAGUGGCCUCAUGCACUCCAUAGGUUUAGGUUAUCACAAGGAUCUCCAGACGAGAGCUACAUUUAUGGAAGUUCUGACAAAAAUCCUUCAACAAGGCACAGAGUUUGAUACCCUUGCAGAAACGGUGCUGGCAGAUCGGUUUGAGAGACUAGUGGAGUUGGUCACCAUGAUGGGUGAUCAGGGAGAGCUCCCCAUAGCUAUGGCUCUGGCCAAUGUGGUCCCUUGUUCGCAGUGGGAUGAACUAGCUCGAGUUCUGGUUACCCUAUUUGAUUCUCGGCAUUUGCUCUACCAACUGCUCUGGAACAUGUUUUCGAAGGAAGUAGAAUUAGCAGACUCUAUGCAGACUCUCUUCCGAGGCAACAGCUUGGCCAGCAAAAUAAUGACAUUCUGUUUCAAGGUAUAUGGUGCUACCUACCUACAAAAACUCCUGGAUCCUUUAUUACGAAUUGUUAUUACAUCCUCUGAUUGGCAACAUGUCAGCUUUGAAGUGGAUCCUACCAGACUGGAACCGUCAGAGAGCCUCGAGGAGAACCAGCGGAACCUCCUUCAGAUGACGGAGAGGUUCUUCCACGCCAUCACCAGCUCCUGCUCCGAGUUCCCCCCUCAGCUUCGCAGUGUGUGCCACUGCCUGUACCAGGCAACUUGCCACUCCCUACUGAACAAAGCUACAGUAAAAGAAAAAAAGGAAAACAAAAAAUCAGUGGUUAGCCAGCGUUUUCCUCAGAACAGCAUCGGUGCAGUAGGAAGUGCCAUGUUCCUCAGAUUUAUCAAUCCUGCCAUUGUCUCACCGUAUGAAGCAGGCAUUUUAGAUAAAAAGCCACCACCUAGAAUCGAAAGGGGCUUGAAGUUAAUGUCAAAGAUACUUCAGAGUAUUGCCAAUCAUGUUCUCUUCACAAAAGAGGAGCAUAUGAGGCCUUUUAAUGAUUUUGUGAAAAGCAACUUUGAUGCAGCUCGAAGGUUUUUCCUUGAUAUAGCGUCAGAUUGCCCUACAAGUGAUGCAGUAAAUCAUAGUCUUUCCUUCAUCAGUGAUGGCAAUGUGCUUGCUUUACAUCGUCUUCUUUGGAACAAUCAAGAGAAAAUUGGCCAGUAUCUUUCCAGCAAUAGGGAUCAUAAAGCUGUUGGAAGACGACCUUUUGAUAAAAUGGCAACCCUGCUCGCAUACCUGGGCCCUCCAGAGCACAAGCCUGUGGCAGACACGCACUGGUCCAGCCUUAACCUCACCAGCUCCAAGUUUGAGGAAUUUAUGACAAGGCAUCAGGUACAUGAGAAAGAAGAGUUCAAGGCUUUGAAAACAUUAAGUAUUUUCUACCAAGCUGGGACUUCCAAAGCUGGGAAUCCUAUUUUUUAUUAUGUUGCACGGAGGUUCAAAACUGGCCAAAUCAAUGGUGAUCUGCUGAUAUACCACGUCUUGCUAACUUUAAAGCCAUAUUAUGCAAAGCCAUAUGAAAUUGUAGUGGACCUUACGCAUACUGGGCCCAGCAAUCGCUUUAAAACAGACUUUCUCUCCAAGUGGUUUGUUGUUUUUCCUGGCUUUGCUUAUGACAACGUCUCUGCAGUCUAUGUCUACAACUGUAACUCCUGGGUCAGGGAGUACACCAAGUACCAUGAGCGGCUGCUGACUGGUCUCAAAGGUAGUAAAAGACUCAUCUUCAUAGAUUGUCCUGGGAAACUGGCUGAGCACAUAGAGCACGAACAACAGAAACUGCCUGCUGCCACCUUGGCUUUAGAAGAGGACCUAAAGGUGUUCCACAAUGCUCUCAAGCUAGCUCACAAAGACACCAAAGUUUCCAUUAAGGUUGGUUCUACUGCUGUUCAAGUAACCUCAGCUGAGAGAACAAAAGUCCUAGGGCAGUCAGUUUUUCUAAAUGAUAUCUAUUAUGCCUCGGAAAUUGAAGAGAUCUGCCUGGUGGAUGAGAACCAGUUCACCUUAACCAUUGCAAACCAGGGCACACCACUCACCUUCAUGCAUCAGGAGUGUGAAGCCAUCGUCCAGUCUAUCAUUCAUAUCCGGACACGCUGGGAGCUGUCACAGCCUGACUCCAUCCCCCAGCACACCAAGAUUCGGCCAAAAGACGUACCUGGGACACUGCUUAAUAUUGCAUUACUUAAUUUGGGCAGUUCAGACCCUAGUUUACGGUCAGCUGCCUAUAAUCUUCUCUGUGCCUUAACUUGUACUUUUAAUUUAAAAAUCGAGGGCCAGUUACUAGAGACAUCAGGUUUAUGUAUCCCUGCCAACAACACUCUCUUUAUUGUCUCGAUUAGUAAGACACUGGCAGCCAACGAGCCACACCUCACGUUAGAAUUUUUGGAAGAGUGUAUUUCUGGAUUUAGCAAAUCUAGUAUUGAGUUGAAGCACCUCUGUUUGGAAUAUAUGACUCCGUGGCUGUCCAAUCUAGUCCGUUUUUGCAAGCAUAACGAUGAUGCCAAACGACAAAGAGUGACUGCUAUUCUUGAUAAGCUGAUAACAAUGACCAUAAAUGAAAAACAGAUGUACCCGUCUAUUCAAGCAAAAAUAUGGGGGAGCCUUGGGCAGAUUACAGAUCUGCUUGAUGUUGUACUAGACAGCUUCAUCAAAACCAGUGCAACAGGUGGCUUGGGAUCCAUCAAAGCUGAGGUGAUGGCAGAUACUGCUGUAGCUUUGGCCUCUGGAAAUGUGAAAUUGGUUUCAAGCAAGGUUAUUGGACGGAUGUGCAAAAUAAUUGAUAAGACGUGCUUGUCUCCAACUCCGACUUUGGAGCAGCAUCUGAUGUGGGAUGACAUCGCCAUCUUAGCACGCUACAUGCUGAUGCUGUCCUUCAACAACUCCCUCGAUGUGGCAGCUCAUCUCCCCUACCUCUUCCACGUCGUGACGUUCUUAGUGGCCACUGGCCCACUCUCGCUGAGAGCUUCCACACAUGGGCUGGUCAUCAAUAUCAUCCACUCUCUGUGCACUUGUUCACAGCUUCAGUUUAGUGAAGAGACCAAGCAAGUUUUGAGACUCAGUCUGACAGAGUUCUCAUUGCCAAAAUUUUACUUGCUGUUUGGCAUUAGCAAAGUCAAGUCAGCCGCAGUCAUUGCCUUCCGUUCCAGUUACCGGGACAGGUCAUUCUCUCCUGGCUCCUACGAGAGGGAGACUUUUGCUUUGACAUCUUUGGAAACAGUCACAGAAGCCUUGUUGGAGAUCAUGGAGGCAUGUAUGAGAGACAUUCCAACAUGCAAGUGGCUGGACCAGUGGACAGAACUAGCGCAAAGAUUUGCAUUCCAAUAUAAUCCAUCCCUACAACCAAGAGCUCUUGUUGUCUUUGGCUGUAUUAGCAAACGAGUGUCUCAUGGCCAGAUAAAGCAAAUUAUCCGUAUUCUUAGCAAGGCACUUGAGAGUUGCUUAAAAGGACCUGAUACUUACAACAGUCAAGUUCUGAUAGAAGCUACAGUAAUAGCACUAACCAAAUUACAGCCACUUCUUAAUAAGGACUCCCCUCUACACAAAGCCCUCUUCUGGGUAGCUGUGGCCGUGCUGCAGCUCGAUGAGGUCAACUUGUAUUCAGCAGGCACUGCUCUUCUUGAACAAAACUUGCACACCCUGGAUAGUCUCCGGAUAUUCAAUGACAAGAGUCCAGAAGAAGUAUUUAUGGCAAUCCGGAAUCCUCUGGAAUGGCACUGCAAGCAAAUGGAUCAUUUUGUUGGACUCAAUUUCAACUCCAACUUUAAUUUUGCACUGGUUGGACACCUCUUAAAAGGGUACAGACAUCCUUCACCUGCUAUUGUUGCAAGAACAGUCAGAAUUUUGCAUACACUACUAACUUUGGUUAACAAACACAGAAACUGUGACAAGUUUGAGGUGAAUACGCAGAGUGUGGCUUACUUAGCAGCUUUACUCACAGUGUCUGAAGAGGUUCGAGGUCGUUUCAGCUUAAAACAUAGACAGUCACUUCUUCUUACUGAUAUUUCAAUGGAAAAUGUUCCUAUGGACACAUAUCCCAUUCAUCAUGGUGAUCCCAGCUACAGGACACUAAAGGAGAAUCAGCCAUGGUCCUCUCCCAAAGGUUCUGAAGGGCAUCUGACAGCCACCUAUCCAACUGUGGGACAGACCAGUCCCCGAGCCAGGAAAUCCAUGAGCUUGGAUAUGGGGCAGCCUUCUCAGGCUAACACUAAGAAAUUGCUUGGAACAAGGAAAAGUUUUGAUCACUUGAUAUCAGACACAAAGGCUCCUAAAAGGCAAGAAAUGGAAUCAGGGAUGACAACACCCCCCAAAAUGAGGAGAGUAGCAGAGACUGAUUAUGAAAUGGAAACUCCAAGGAUUUCCUCCGCACAGCAGCACCCGCAUUUAUGUAAGGUUUCCAUGUCGGAAUCGAAUGCUCUCUUGGAUGAAGAAGUGCUGACUGAUCCGAAGAUACAAGCGCUCCUUCUUACCGUUCUAGCUACUCUGGUAAAAUAUACCACGGAUGAGUUUGAUCAACGAAUUCUUUAUGCGUACUUAGCAGAGGCCAGUGUGGUAUUCCCCAAAGUUUUUCCUGUUGUGCACAAUUUGCUGGACUCUAAGAUCAACACCCUGUUGUCAUUGUGCCAAGACCCAAAUCUGUUAAAUCCAAUCCAUGGAAUCGUGCAGAGUGUGGUGUAUCAUGAAGAAUCCCCUCCACAGUACCAGACGUCUUACCUGCAAAGUUUUGGCUUUAAUGGCUUAUGGCGGUUUGCAGGACCCUUUUCAAAGGACUGGACAAGGAGAACGUGGAACUCUCCCCCACCACCGGCCACUGUAACAGUGGACGCACGCGCCACGGAUCCGCAAGCCAAGUGCAGAAGCAGAGAAGCGCUGGCAGUUUCAAACGGAAUAGCAUCAAGAAGAUCGUGUGAAGCCUGCUGCUCUCUCAGCUCAGACCGGCCUCCUCGGCCUCCGCCUCGCGCGGGCUCCCGGGUGCCCCGCCCCCAGCCUCGCCCCACCCCCACAGGUCCUGAUGCUACACCUCCUGUUCGUCAGAGAGCCGUCCGGUCUGCCACGUGGCCAGACCAUCAACUCUCGGAAGCGCUGCCUAAAUUUAAUGCUGCUUUCUCCUUCCAUUUUUCUUUGUACUUUUGGCGUCUAUCCGGUAUAAGCAAGCGUUGAGAACAACUGCAAGGACAGUGGGGGGUCAGGAGACUGGAACAGUGAGCAGUGGACGCGGGAAGCCGCACAGCCGGCCGGCGAGGACAGCCGUGCACACGGAGCUCCGCCCUGGGCUCCCCCUCUUCGUCCUACCAAGUCAGAGUCUUAGUUUUAUUCACACACUUUUCAAGAUAGACGUUUACAGGAGAAAAAAUAUUAUAGCCCCAGUACAUUUAGUCUUUUAGCUGUGGACUUUUUUUUACCUUACGAAACCGAAGGAACGUAGGGUCAGGCCUCAGUGACUUCACAGCACCAAGCCCCGGGCCAGGCACUGUGGGGGCGGGGCAGGGUGGGGCGGGGCUAACGUUCUGCAGUAGACUCUUCAAUACUAACACUUGAGUAUUAGCAAUAAUUACAGGAGAGUAAGCGUGACCACACCGACAUUAGCAUCGCCGAAUCAAAGCUCUGGGUUCUGAGGCCUUAGCCAAUCUCAGUCAUCCAAACUCUUUUUUUUCCAUUUGAUUAUCUUUUAAUCUUUAAAUAUGCUGAAGGUUUUUUUGUUUGUAAGCCAAAACUAUACUAAGUAUAGUAAUUACACGUCUUUCCCCUCCUCCUCCUUGUUCCCAAAUAAUUGUGCGCAGGGUAAAUCAGUGAACAAAGUCUCGGAGAUUCUUCCCAGAAGGUAACUUUCAUGGAUUUCGCGUUAGCUCCAUGGCAAAACAGAAUGGUACGUGACUUCUAGGGUAGCUGAUAUGUUAAUUUUGUUAAAUAAUUUCCUAAGAAACAUAGAGAAUGGUGUAUAUUAUCAAAUUUUUUGAUAAGAUGUAUUUUAAAUAUCUUUUAAUCUUGCCCCUCUCCUCUUAAAAAAAAAAAAAAAGGAAUCUCUCUGUCAAAACAUUUGGGUUCUAUGUGAUAGAAUUGCAUUUAUUCACUGUGAAAAGCCUGACCAGCCUGCAAGAGCGUGACAGGGGGCCGCUGGCGUUGCUGCUAUCCUGAGGUGUGGCUCACCACGGUGUGGGAAUCGCCAUGGUAAUGCAGAUCCUGUUUCCCUGUGGUACCUGCGGUGUGCAAAAUAGUCUGAGCUCAGUGAGCAUAUUAGUACCUGAUGCUCCAGUUUAGGAUUGAACCAUAUUUAUUAUGAAAAGAUACUACCCCCACUCCCAGGUCCCCUUUAUAUGUUAUGAUAUAAUGGCUUUGGGAGGGGGAAAACUUAGGGGAGAGGGGAGUUUCAUGUAGUGCUGUUCAGUAGUGGAUUUCAGUAAAUUAAAUUCCACAGCUAAUUCAAUAAAUAAUGGUACAUUUAAGUGUUCUGAUUCUAAUAAUAUAACAUUUCACAUUUAUCCACACAAUAACAAUGUAAUAUGUUAAUGUAAAUAAAAUUGCCUUUUUUAUUAAGAAAUAACAAGAAUUUAAUUUUUUUAAUUUGUUUACAGUCCUGGGAAAGGUUAAGAACCAUUGCCAAAAUAAAGGGAAAAAAAAUCUUAGUAUUCAUAGUGAUUUUAACAUAGGAUUGUUGGAAAAUACUUAAGACAGGUGCAAUUAAAUAAACGUUUGUUUUUAACUAUUAGAGGCUACAUUAGAAUAAAAUGUUUAUAAUAGCAGAAGCCUAGAACUGAGGUUAGAAAUAGACCGGCAACCCAGUGCCAAGGAUGCCACGCUGCGGCGGUGUCGGCCGCCCGCGCCUCUGGGCUGACAGCGCCGCCGCCGCAGCCGGCUCCUCGGCCCCUGAGCAGCCGGCGGGAGCCCUGGAUCCCUGCGCUUCCCCCGCUUUCCUCGCUUUCCUCGUUGUUGGUUUGGUGCAUAUAAUGGUGGGGGUCCGCUCUUGUGCUCCUCCCAUCGAAACAGAGAAACUUCCAAAGAUUUAAUGCUAAAUUUCCACCCACAAGUUUACCAAGGAGGGAGGUGUCUUCAGCGUGUGGCUUCCCGCUAGCGCGGUGGGCGGAAGGAAGCCAUCGGAGGACCUCCUGAGACGGUCAGGAGCGGCCAGGGGACCGCCAGCUUCCUGAGGCUCAGGGCCGGCCUCCGCCAAGGAACUCGCAGCUCGGGGACGGGGUCGGGCUGCCCGGGCCCGUGUGUCUCCCACCGACCUGCGCCCCUGAGACAGGAAACGCGGUUUCCAGUGCCCACGCCUCAUCUGCGAGGGAAAUUCUGCAGUUGGGUGCAAGGGGCCCGUUGCUGCGGCGUCGAGAGCACCAUCAGCGCUUGGUUGGGGGUUGUGGGCGUCUCCCUCAAGCUUGGAAAAAAAACACAACAGCAAGCCACCACAUUGGUGUCACACGCACCUGUACCUGCUGCAAGGUGCCCUUGGGCACCAACACCAAGAGGGUGUGUUGGGGGACAGUGGCACGUGCUGUGUCCUGUGGUCACCUAUCCAGAAUGGACCAGCAGUCAGCUCCCAGCCCCGGCAGGGGACACAGCGCCAGCCGCUGCCCAGCCCCCUGCUGCGUGGGUAGGUCCUAAGGGUUUUCAAUUUCAUGCUGGCCUUUUGUUCAGUUUUUGGUUUUAUUUCUGCACCCCCGGCCCCAGGCGUACGAGGCGUGUCUUGCUCAGUGUUCCCCGAUGGACUGAACACAAACACUGAGCGUCAGCCACACCAGUUUUUUUUUAAAUGCAGUAUAUUCACCUGUAAAUAAUCUGUGUAAAAUUUGACAGAAAAGUAUAUUUACUACACUGUAAAUACAUGUGAUGAUAUAUUGUAUUAUUUUGCUUUUUUGUAAAGCAGUUAGUUGCUGUACAUGGAUAACAAAAAUUUGAUUAUUCUCGUGUUAGUAUUGUUAACUUCUUCCUGCGCCUGCGUUACAUCAUUUAAAGAAGAUGCUGUGUGUUGUAACCCUGCAUUGUAUAUGAUAACAUCCCCCACCCGCCUCGCCCGGCAGUGCCCUGCCUGCAGCUUUGUGUGACGUCGUAAGCGCCCACCGCCCACGGGAGGGAGACGCCCCCAGACCUUGGCGGCCAUGGCAGGGGAGUCACAGAAAUGGGUCCAGGCCACUGUUCCCUGCCCCAGUUGCCUCCUUGUGUAAUGUACUCCCCUCCCCACCCCUUUUUUAAAAGUAAAAUGUAAAUUCACUUGGCUCAAA